Messenger RNA from Solea solea (common sole), 2620 nucleotides. Its product is annotated as putative monooxygenase p33MONOX. The record is from RefSeq and is a predicted model, not a curated record. Gene Ontology annotation, cellular component: cytoplasm. The transcript has 9 exons. Lineage: Eukaryota; Metazoa; Chordata; Actinopteri; Pleuronectiformes; Soleidae. The coding region runs from base 335 to 1273 and encodes 312 amino acids.
GUCAGCGAGAGCGUACCACCGCUGAAUGAGGAAACGUCUUUUAUUUAGCGGACACAAUAAUGGCAGCUAAUCGACGACGCCGUCCUUCUCUACGCGGCCCAGUCGGUGUCGGAGGUUCCCCCACUCCUGAGCCUUCGCUGUGAAGCCGCCGUCUUCUUCCAGUUGCUUCGCCGGCCUUCCUGCUCACCCACAAUGCACUGCCAGAGGGUCCCGUGCGCGUCGGACAGACUGAUGUAACCGCCGCCACCGCUUCCGUCUUGAGCGCUUCUACCACAGCGUACGUACAGUGAGGUCCUGUCCCCGGUUGUUCUCGUUCAGUUAUCUUACGGCGAUCAUGUCCGGCUCAGGCGAUUUACCAGCCAUCGAGGGUUCAGGGAUGGGCGGGAUGAAGCUUCCCAUCGGGAUGACCCGGCGAGCCAUCAGCUAUGACGACAACCUGGAGGCGCCCAUGUCCACGCCCCCUCAUGACAUCAGCAUCAACAACCUGUGGAGACGACCCGUCAUACCGGAGAGGAAGUUCAUGCAGCUGGCUGAGGAGGACGAGAGCGGUGCAGUGAGGCACUCUGCGGCGCAGGACAGCGCCCUCCUGAGGCCACGGGGCGUCGUGAAAACCAAAGCCUCGUCCAUCAUCAUGAAUUCCCUCAUCACCAAGCAAACUCAGGACAGUGUGUACAAGUUUGAGCAGAGGGCGGGGCUUACUGACACCAGCUACACGCCCCACAAAGGCCUCACCGCCGAGGAGACGAGACACCACCACCGCGUGCCCGAGUCUCUCCAGAAACUGCAGAUCCAGAGCAUGGAGACCCGAGAAGAGCGGCCGAGCUCGUCCGCCCAGUCCACGCCGUCCAGCACGCCGCACAGCUCGCCGAAACAACAACGCAGGACCUGGUUCAGCAGCACGGGGUCGGACGUCGGCAUGAGCUCCUCCAGCAGCAGCAGCCUGGACAUGGGAGGAGCGGACGCGGGGGCCGGCGCGGUCGAGAAGUGGAGCGUGUUCAAUCCCCGGCCGCUCGUCCACAAGUCGACCUCUGACCUGGGAUCGGACGCAACAGGUGCAGCAGGCUUUGCGCUGCAGGCGUACCGCGGCGCCCAGAAGCCGACCCCGAUGGAGGUGAUGAAGUCGCAGGCCGCGCGGCUCAACGACGGCGUCGACGCCCAGAGGAUGGCCCCUCCCAAAAUGGAGAUCCCCACGGUGGAGGGCCGGCGCCAGGGGGCGCGGCCGCACAAGCUCAAACCCAGAGACAUGAACGUCCUCACGCCGUCGGGUUUCUGAGCGGGGCGCGGCGCCGCGGGUCACCCCGCGUAUACUCGUGCAACGCGUCCGUGCAUUUCACUCAUUCUUACCUCAGCGACGUGUCAGAAGAACCCGUCCCUUAGCUCUGCUUCAGCGGCAAAAACAACGGCAAACACUUUAUUCACAAUAACGAAACUUAAACUCACUACAGAGGAGGAGAGUGGACAUGAGUUAAGAGUCAGGAAGUGACUCCCUAUCACUUUUUCUUGUCCAAUAAGAGCUCCAGACGUCACGUGACGCAGUCUGACUCGCAGCAUUAAAGGGGAAACUUAAGGGUAACGCGCCCCUUACUUUAUCAGGUAGAAUAAAUGUUUUCUCUAAGAAUACAGUAAGACCAGGAGCGGACCAUGCGUUGGACUGCUUUCAAACCACUAACACAAGAUAUGUUUCCCCUUAAGUUUCCCCCUUAACUCCCAACCAGGUCGCUGGAAAUCUGGGAGCCCCUCAACGUCAGCGUCUGUGGCUCUUCGCUGAUCCACCAAAAGACCGCGUUUCCACCGAGCAGAGCGGCUCAGUUCAGUUCUGUACAUUUUUGUUUUUUUUUGUGUGUUUUCCAUUAGUAAUAGAACCCUAAUAACCCGCCCAUAUGUGCAUACAUUUAUAUUAUCUGCUGAUAGAUAUUCCGCUUUGCUCCGUUACAUCCACGUUGGCUGAACUCUGCCGUCAAACGUUUUUACUUUUCUUUUGGUGGUUUUGAAAUCAUUCCCUUUUUAAAUGCACUUUAUCCUCGCGCUGAUCCCCCACAGACGCCCGUCCACAUGGAAGUAUAUAAUAAUAAUAAUAAUAAUAAUAAUAAUAAUGUCAUAAAUGUCUCUAGAAGCGUCUGGUUUUUGUUCUUAAAGGUUCGUUUCACUGAUGCCGAGUCGACGGAAUCACAGAAACCAAUUCCUUACAUGUGAAAUCAGAACAAUGCUAUAAUUAGUUCCAUGUAUUUAAUAUUUUUGUCUUUAAAUCCUCGACUGAAGCGAAAGUUUAAAUAAUAACAAGCCGUUUCAUGAGUUCAGAAUCGUCUUUGAACACUCCAGUGUUUUUAAAUGCGACGUUUCCUCGAGACGACGGUUCAUAGAGCUUGAAAAAGAAAGGCACUGCCUCUUAUUUGUCGGCGUAUUAACGUGAGUAAGUUUGUCGCGGUUCGAUGUCGUGUGAUGUCGUGUGUUUCUGAUCUGUUACGUUUUGUUACAUUGGUUCGUCGUGUGAAAGUGCGUCGCCCUUUAAACCUCUGACUGAAUUUAUGUUUAUGUCGUGUUCCGCAGCCUCUCUCAUUUAUUUCAUUUAGCUUCCUUCUGUUUAGAGUUUUUCAAAAUAAAUGUCACAGUCUCAUCGCAA